This is a messenger RNA of Varroa destructor (honeybee mite), 6523 nucleotides long. RefSeq names its product Glutamate receptor interacting protein (gene Grip). Gene Ontology annotation, biological process: neurotransmitter receptor transport, endosome to postsynaptic membrane. Gene Ontology annotation, molecular function: protein binding. Lineage: Eukaryota; Metazoa; Arthropoda; Arachnida; Mesostigmata; Varroidae. The record is from RefSeq and is a predicted model, not a curated record.
GAGGAAUGCGCGUCGAUGAUGUCACUGCACUUGUUGAGAGCGCCAAAACCAAGCUUGUACUCGAUGUUGAAUACGAAAUACCUCCUGCUCGGGCUCCGAGGCCGACGUUCGUCAAGUACAAAGUGUGGACCCCCGAUGGCCGGUCGAAGAAAGCUUCGUUGUCGUCGUCGACGACGACGACGACGACGACGGCGGCAUCCCAUCUGCUUCCGCUGUUCCUUUAUCACCGCCAGCAACAUUCCUCACGGUUGUCUAAAUAACAUACAACAUCGAUAUAAUAUAUGAGCGCCUUCUUUUUGAGAUGUAAACCAGCGUAUAAUAACGAUAACAAUUAUCAUAAUUAUAAUUACAGAGAUGUAUUAUUACGUACAACUCUCGGUAUGUGGAAAUUAGUUUCUAGAGUCACGGUUCUUGCAGACGCUUUGUCUUCAGGGCAAAGGUCUCCAAAUGCGGACAAAUAUGUUUUCUAGUCCAAACACACAAUCGCUUUGCGAACGAAGCAGUGCCCUUAGACUGUCCGCUUUUCGUUUUUCCCUCUGUGAUAAUUGGUGUGUCGUACUGAUUAAAAAUUAGAAAUAAAGAAAGAUGCAGCUGGUAAUAACAGUUAACUAUGGCUCUUUCUUUUUUUACGCAAUUUAUUGAAGUGUUCGAUCUCUCAAUCUGAGGUUUCGAGUACCGAUUGGACGUGAAUGAAGUGUGUGAUGUGCUUCUUAUAGCCCAUCCGUUGUAAUCAAGUGUGAAUACAAGUUGUUCGUUCAGUUCAACUCCAGCUAGGCCUUAGUAAUAUUGUAUGUACUUACAAAGUAUGCUCGAUGGACGUACCGUUGCGAGUAUUUUUUUUGUCUUAUUUGUGCAGUAGGAAGAUACCAUUCUCCAGCUAGAGUCUUGUUCUGUUUUGAUAUGAUCGCAAAACUCAUCCUAGUACCUUUGUCAUUGCCACUAUUGCUGAGUGCUUGGGUAAUGCUUAUUUGGAUUGGAGACUUAUUUAUCAUGUGUUUGUUCUGGGGAAUCUGCGGCCCUUUUUGCCUUUUGUCGUCCAUCUUUCAUUUUCAUUUAUCACUGAAACCAAUGGAAAAAGCCAUUCUAACUUUAGCGUUACUUCUCCCUCCGUCUCUUCCUUUUUGCGCCAUAUUGGGCUACCUCUACCGCAAACCAGUUAUCGUUGAACAACAAUGAUUGGUGCCGUCACGGGAAUAAGCGCAGGCGAACGCAAUUAGACGGUUUGAUCAGACAAGUUGACGUGCCUUGCUCCACUCAUAUGUCAGGUCUCUACGAUAUUUUUGGAUGCGAUCGUUUCAACCCCGCCUUAAACGUCUCUCACAACUCAGUUGUUAACUUUCAUUCUUUAAACCCAAGGCAAUCCCUCUUUCCCUUUUUCGGUUCCUCCUCUGAUAGAUAGGUCAUAAUGAACUGCUUUCGUAGAUCGCUCAUUUUCUGGAUCGUUUCUGGACCAUAGAGCCCCUAGAAAUAUAUGGUGGAAAUUUGUCGGCUCAAGAAUUCUAGAAACAUAAUAAAUGCACAGUAUACAUGAACGAUUCUAGUUUCAUUUGUGCUAGUCAAUAACGAGUUAAAUUUUCUGGGAAAAGCACCAGGCGUAGUUAGUUAGUUUUAGCAACGUCAACGGAAGUGGCCUAUAUCGGGAACAAUGAUAAAAACUACAGCCUGAAGAGUAUCUUUCACAGAUGAUUUAGACGAUAUUGUGUAAAUGCUAUUCAUUCUACAUACAUUAUGUACUAUAUUAGCGAACCCCAGUAGGUGGGCUUCUUCUUCUCUAAAGUGGAUCCUGUAGGUGUGACUUCGAUUUCCAACUAACAAUCAAUCAUCAGCAUGCUCAACAUUAACUACGUAAAUGGUUAGUAUCCAGAGUUUAAUUGAGAAUCGCGCAUGCGUCAGAAGUACCGAUUAGCAUCCCCUAAUAUCCCUUAAAAAUAUUUAUGAAACAACGAUUAUUACUAAGUUACCGGCAAUCAUCUAACCGGACAAAUAGAAAUCCUAUGGAAUGAUCUAAUGAUGAAAAGAAAAGUUGAACUAUGGCUAGUUAUUUUUCUUAUCGAAAGGCAUUGCUUAUGGCUAUAAAUGGCUCUAGUAGUGUAAUAUUAAAAAAUUUAUGACUCCAUUUGACUAAUACAUAUCAUGAAUCUUGGUGAGAUCAUUGAAUCAUGCAGGGAUUUUGAUGCUCGCUGAUGAUUUAAAAAUAGGACAAGAGUAGAUACGUGACUAGUCUUUAUUCUUGUUUCCAAUUGACAUUUAUCGCAUGGCCUAAGCACUAGCAUUAAAGGCAACAGCUGAAACAGUCGGGUCGGUCUGUUUUCUUGUUCAGAUUUUUACCUAGUAUAUACAAUGACUAAAAUUGAAAUGGUCACGCUGUCAAGGGCAGCCUUGAGUUUAUUGAGUAGUUUGAGUGUUAUAAGUCAUUAAAGUUAAAGAUUUAGUAAAAAUAUUAAUUAUCGUGCCUCUCGUUUGCAUUCUGUUACCUGUACUAAUUGUUCGAUCCCGUCCCGUUGAACUCAUCAACAUGGUGCACUGAGAUUCAGCGAUGAGCGUGUUAGACGGCAGUUUGUCAGUGUGCCCCAAAGUUAUACAGAUUAAGCUAGACAAGGACCCUCAUGGAUCGUUGGGCUUUCUUCUGCGAGGAGGAUCUUGCGUCGAUAACCUGAAAUCUAGGCCACUCACUGUUGUCCAUGUUCGUCCCGGUGGGCCUGCCGAUCGGGAGGGAACAAUUAAGCCUGGAGACCGGCUCAUUGCAGUUGAUAACGUUCACUUAACUGGUGCAACGUUGUAUGAAGCCAAGACCGUGCUAAAACAAGUGGAACGACAGGUUCUGCUUACAAUCGAGUACGAUGUGUCUGUAAUGGACGCCGUCCGCAAUGCGUCAGGACCUGUCCUGGUAGAGAUUGACAGAGCCCACACCGGUAUCACCCGAUUGGGCGUUACACUAACUCAACUCGAUCAUUCAUGUAGAGGAAUCGUUAUUGAAAGUAUUCGACAAGCCAGUAUUGCCGAGCGAUGCGGAGCCUUACAUGUAGGUGAUCAGAUUCUAGCCAUCGACGGAGUAAGGUUAGAGCUGGCGUGCACGUCGGCAGCAGAAGCUCAGCGGAUGCUUCAAGAAGGCAUCGACAGUGUCUUACGACUCGAAAUACUCCCAGCUGGCCGCUUGUUAAGACAGUAUGCUGAGCAGCAGCAGAUGAAGGCAUCGGGUAGCUACAAUACACUGUCAUCUAUAGGUGGACAAAGCACAUCAUCAAGCAACUAUCCCCUACCGCCAAUUCCUCCGCAUCACACGAAUGUUACACCAAAACGGCAAUACAGUCUACGAAGACACCACUCGGAUCAUUUGCCUAGUGUCUCCAGCUGCGGCCAGCGAAGGAGACCCAGUCAUGACUCUUCUGGUGAUAGUACUGUAUUUGUCCCACCGGGUUACGAGCUGCAACGAUCCCGAUCUCAACACGUGAUCAGUCAUGUUGAGAGCAUUGAGAUCGUACUAGCUACAGAUCCCCAGAAGGGCGGUUACGGAGUUACUCUCAGAAGCAAAGAUCGGGUCGCUUUUGUCGAGUGCAUCGUUCCCGGAGGUCCAGCCGAUAGAUCCGGAGUGGUACAAGUUGGCGAUCGUGUUUUAGCGAUUAAUCAUCAGAAAGUGGAGAGCCUCACCACUGAUGAUUUGAACCGCUUUCUGCUCAAAAGCAGACCCAAGGUUACGUUGCAGAUUGAAUUUGAUGUUGCCGAAUCCGUCAUCGCAUCCAGUGGAACCUUCACUGUGAAGUUGGAAAAAAAAGGUCCAGGAUUAGGAAUUACUAUAACUGCACCACGCGAACGAAGUUCCGGUGAUCCGCUCGUUAUUUCAGAGGUUCGGCGAGGCAGCAUCGCCCAUCGGUCGGGCACACUUCAGCCUGGUGACAAACUUCUUGCGAUUGAUCAGUUCCGAAUGGAAAGUUCUACAAUCGAAGAGGCAGCCCGCAUUUUACAGAACUGCCAGGGAGUUGUUCAGCUGCGUAUACGUAAGGAUGAGCAUUGUAGCGGAGUACCAGAUGAACCAGAUGCGGUUGUAUACACGGUCGAGGUCGCGCGCAACGGAGGGCCUCUCGGUAUCACAAUUUCGGGAACCCAGGAACCGUUUGAUCCAAUUAUAAUUUCUGGUCUCACCCAGGGUGGGCUAGCCGAAAGAACGGGAGCACUUCACGUUGGAGAUAGGAUUCUUGCUAUUAAUGGCACAAGUCUAAGAGGGAAGCCUUUAAGUGAAGCUAUUCUUCAACUUCAGACAUCUGGGGAUGUCGUCACUCUAAAGCUGGCCAAAUUCAAACUUGGGAGAAAUGUGUUUGACGACUUGGAACGAGGUUGCGUAUCUAGUCCGAUACCUUUAGGGACAGCUAUCUCUCCUGGUGGCUCUUCCCCAUUAUCAACACGACCUCCACCUUCACAGUCUCCUCGCUUAGAUCCUAAACUAUUGCUACAGCGCCUUUAUGCCGGUACCCCAAUCCCAUCAGUUGAUAGUGCCGUAGAGAGCUGGGACUCGUUGGCCAAUCUCGACACAGCAGGUGCAGCUACAGCACCUCCGACUGCGCCUACAACAGCCGCAACCACCCCAGCUUCAACUGCAUCCCCUGUAUCCUCGAUGUCGCCCAGCGGACUUCCGCAUCCUUCAACAACAAGCCACUCGCAAGCAGUCAACACCGCACAACCGAAAUCAGAAAUUGAUGUGGAAGCUUCCGAGGAUGCGUGGAGUUCGAUUCGCGAGUGGCAAGCCGGUCUUCCACCUGCAUGUCAGGAGGUUCCUUUAGCAAAGUCAGCACCUUCAAGUGCUCGCUGGGAUCCACCCGACUGGGCCCUAAACCCCGAAAGAAGACCGAGCCUUAUGGCUAAAGCACCUUCUCCAUUACCGCCAAAGAGUAAUAUAGGGACAUCAUCUCGAGAUACUACGGCCUUAAGUUCAGCCACCUUAAACAGCCUUCAGCUAUUGGCUCGUCAAUCAAAUGUAUCCGGCUCGUGUCUUCCCGCCGUUUCUCCAUCCACUCCACCCCCGGGUCAGCCGGUUAAGCAGCCACCAAAUCGAUCCGUUAUUACAAGGGGAACAACUCAGCAACAAGUGGCGUCUCCGACGGCGUUGGACAUAUCCGGACCGUCUGGGUUUACUUAUAAUCCUCCUGCCUACACUCAUCAUCCACAAACGCAAUCGCAUGCACAAGGCGGACGACCCGUCAACUCAGAUGUUGAAUCGUCAGACUGGACAAAAGUGCUUGAGGACUUGCAAACCUGCGGACAAUCGCGACUUCUACGUCAAAUUGAGCGCAACCUUCAGUUAGCCGAAAGUCAACUGGCAGCGAGCGUCACCGGUGUACCAGGACUCAGUUCUUCUUCCGGAAUUAGUUCCACCGGAGGCAGCAGUGGAAGCGGUAUGCUGGGCGUACCUUCAGUAACCCCCAAUAAAAGCCCUUCGCCAGCACCUGCUGCGUCUCUAUCGUCACGUUUUGACGAUCUCUUUGGUUUUCAAUCCCAAUUCCAAGACGAGAUGUCAUCGAUACUGGAUUUAGCAGUAUCAGGAGCAAGCAGCCAAGGCGGUACGACCUCUUCAAAUACGCCUUCGUUUCUAGAUCCUCCUCCAAGAAAUAUGCCCAACUUUGGGCUGCAAGACAUACCGCCACCUAUGCCGGUUCCCGUGGAGGUGCAUCGGGUGACUCUAUUCAAAGACAAGGUCUAUGAUGACUUCGGUUUCUCAAUUUCUGAUGGUCUUUUCGAGAAGGGUAUUUACGUAAAUCGUAUAAGACCUAAGGGACCGGCUGAUAUGUGCGGACUCCUCAGACCGUUUGAUCGAAUUCUGCAGAUCAACGAGCACAAGAGUCACAAUAUGGAUUGCUGUACGGCGGUACCGCUAGUGGCGGCCUCUGGUGACACGAUUGAACUGAUAAUUAGCAGACCAGCUUCUUAUUGUCUUCCGCCUUCGUAUCCUGAUUGGGCCCAGGAUCAGCCCUGGUUGGAGGAUGCUCCUAGCUCACGCAGCUCAGUUGUGAUCACACAGACUCUAUAAGCCACCUUUUAAAGAUUAUAACAUUCAUUAUUUGGACACGCGUCAAUCUAACUGACUUGGGGCUGAUAAGGCAAUUUGUAGACAGCUUUUGUGUAAUAUUUUUGCUUUGAACGCUUGAUAAUUGGUUCGGGCUCGUGGUUACGCAGUGUCGUCACUUCUGCGGGUUCACUUAGGUGCGGAACUUGAACGAAGGAGACAUUUCUUAAUUAUUUAGUUUUGCUUACAUAUACAAGCACCUUGCGAUGCCACCUAUACGAUUCUUUCUAUUCUAGGCUGUAUUUAGCAAACCAUUAAGACAUUUGCUUCCUGAGCCGAUAAACAUGCUGUGACAUGAAUAAUUGAGCUAAUGACUGUGUGUUAUUAAACUAGAACCAAUGCCGGGCGCCAAAGUCAGUCGGGUAAAUAAUGAAACGAAUUGUAUGUAACGUACCUAGACACAAAUCUAUCCCAUCACAGUUCACAAUGUACAUAAUACUGUAAAUAAAGUUUCCAAACUACAAUCUC